Molecule: messenger RNA, 714 nt
Organism: Protopterus annectens (West African lungfish)
Lineage: Eukaryota; Metazoa; Chordata; Ceratodontiformes; Protopteridae
Gene: DYNLL1
Product: dynein light chain LC8-type 1
Exons: 3
Coding region: 138-422 (94 amino acids)
Biological process (GO): cilium assembly; microtubule-based process
Cellular component (GO): cytoplasmic dynein complex
Molecular function (GO): dynein intermediate chain binding; dynein light intermediate chain binding
Source: RefSeq, a predicted model, not a curated record
GAUGAGGUUAACGAGUACUGUCUAGCGUGUCCACGUCUUUUUUUCUCUUUCGGGUGGUGGCAUUAAUAUUUCUUGACUGGGAAAGUCCGAAUGGACACGGGUCCAUUUUCAGCGGAGGCCCGCGGAGAAAAACUCGUAUGUAUUUAGCAGCCAUGUCUGACAGAAAAGCUGUUAUCAAGAAUGCCGAUAUGUCUGAGGAGAUGCAGCAAGAUGCUGUGGAAUGUGCCACACAAGCCCUUGAGAAAUACAAUAUAGAGAAAGAUAUUGCUGCUUUCAUAAAGAAGGAAUUUGACAAAAAGUACAAUCCUACGUGGCACUGUAUUGUGGGGAGGAACUUUGGAAGCUAUGUGACACAUGAAACCAAACAUUUCAUCUACUUCUACCUGGGCCAAGUCGCUAUUCUUCUUUUUAAGUCUGGUUAGACAUUCCAACAGAAAAACUGAUGGACAAUUUUUUUUCACCCCCUGCAGAACAAGAAUUUGGCACAAGGACUCCGUAAAGUUCCAGAAUGUUUAUUUUAUUUUUGUUUCCUUCCCCUCGUGACUGUCUUGGAUGUCCAGAAACCCUGGAAUGUUCUCCUUUUCCAAAGGUUCAUUAAAUUUGUAAAUCGCAAGGACCCAUUUUUGAUUUUAAGUAUGGUCAACACUAUUUGUCUUCUGGAACACAUAUGUAUUUCUGUUUUGUAAUAAAUAGUCACUUGCUGAGUUGUAUUAA